Mesoplodon densirostris (Blainville's beaked whale) is the source of this 222-nucleotide messenger RNA. RefSeq names its product LEM domain containing 1 (gene LEMD1). The transcript is spliced from 2 exons. The record is from RefSeq and is a predicted model, not a curated record. Lineage: Eukaryota; Metazoa; Chordata; Mammalia; Artiodactyla; Ziphiidae.
AUGGUGGAUGUGAAGUGUCUGAGUAACGAUGAAUUACAGAACGAACUUCACACGUUUGGAUUUUAACCUGGCCCAAUACUACCUUCCACCAGAAAAGUGUAUGAAAAGAAGUUACUGAAAUUGUUGGUCUCAACUCCUCGUUCAUCAUCCGAGAUGAACGGACCCAGAGAACUGGACAGAGCUCAGGACUACGAUGACAGGGAAGGUACCGUCAGAAGCUGA